Messenger RNA from Schistosoma intercalatum, 1533 nucleotides. The record is from the annotation of a GenBank genome assembly. Lineage: Eukaryota; Metazoa; Platyhelminthes; Trematoda; Strigeidida; Schistosomatidae.
AUGGAUCCCGAGAAGUUUUUAAAUUUCCAAAUGCAAAUGCGUGAAAAUAAUUUAGAAGUAGAAAAUUUCCUAAAUGAUUUUGAAGCAUGGAAGGAAACAGUUGGAUCAAAAAGCAAACAAUUAGAGAGUACAUGUCAACCGGAGUUGCCGGCUAUUCGUAAUAGUUUACUAAAAAAGCAUAAAAAGAAAGCAGUUAAACAAAGUGUUAACAAUAAAAAGGUUGAACGAAUCAAAUCAUAUGAUUAUCGUGCUUGGGAUAAAUUUAGUGCUAAGCAGGCCUUAGAUGAUGAGCAUAAUGAUGAUCGUGAUGUUGAUAGGAACUCCACUUCUCCUAAUGACCAAGAUUGCAGUAGUGAAACAGAUGAAGAACAAGAGGAUCAGAGAAGAAUUCAGUUAUCUAAAGAAGCUCGUGAAUUAGGCAAUGUUCGUUUUAAAGAAGGUAAACUAAAUGAAGCUAUUGAGCAUUACACUAUGGCCAUACGACUUGCACCUGAAGAUUCUAUCCCAUAUAUAAAUCGUGCAUUUGCUUAUAUUAAAACAGAACGUUAUGCAUCAGCUGAAGCCGAUUGCACAGCCGCUUUAAGACUAGACAGAACUUCUGUUAAAGCAUUUUAUCGGAGAGCACUUGCUCGAAAAGGUUUGGGUCAUAUUACUGGAGCAAUUGAAGAUUUAAAAGAAUUGCUUAGAUUCGAUUCAGAUAAUAAAACUGCCAUAAAUGAGCUCGAAGCUUUAAUUGGUAAAAAGAAAGUCGCACACAUAUCUAAUUCCACCGUGUCUUGUAGUUCAAUUCAGUCGAGUAAUCCGAGAAAAAUGAGACGAAUACCAAUCAUUGAAGUCGAUGAUGAUAAUCAUAAUAAACAAAUAUUAAGUACACCUGUGCAGAAUAGUACAAAAUCUGUGUGUACUAAUGAUGAUAGUUCCGUCUCAAAUAAUAACAAGUGUUCUAUUUUGAAUAAACAUCAAUCAAAAAAUGAGAGUGUUUUGCAUUCGACUCCACAGACAUCAGAUCAUUUGGAAUCUCGGAAUAUAUCCUCCAGUACGUCAACGCCAAUAGUACCAACCAGUGAAACGAUUAAUCCUGAAAGUGAUCAUAAUUUUAAACGACAACUCCCAUUGUUGAAUACGAACUUACACAAACCACCAUCAAAUUGGUUUCAGUUAGAACGUGAACUACGUGAAUUAUGCCAAAGAAAUUCUUCAUCUAACUACCAGCCAAACCUUAGUAAAGAAGCAAUCAUUUAUUUGUGUAAUAUUCAACCAGUUCAUUAUGUGAAGUUAUUCGGUGAAAAUAUGGAAAGUGAUUUCUUAUCACGUAUGCUGCAAGCAUUUUAUCUUUCAGAUCAAUUGACAAAUCAACACAUUGUAGAUCGUUUAUUGUUUUUAUCAAAAUUGCCAAGAUUUGAUAUUGCUUGGAUGAUGGUUGAUGGAUUAGAACGUGUAAAUAUAAUUAAAUUUAUUAAGAAUUUACAGAAUGAUAAUUCACUUGAUAAAGAAUUACUCAAACAAAUUUAUGUACAGUUUGAAUGUGAAUAA